UGCUGACCUUAUCUGUCCGUUCUGUCAAUGAGCCAUGGGAUUGAGUUUCCCGUUAUCUCUGUGUUUUGAGCACCUUCAGGUGAUGAUUCGACCCAGCUAUGAUGAGUUCUAGAGACUUUCGAACCCAUUCAGGCACAAAUGUGGACAGCUUUGAAGUUGAAACCCUGUAGGCACUAGGAGUUUGAAACUGAACUAGAACUUUGUGUGAGUUUACACUUUCGCCCACACAACUCAAUCAUACACUUUCAGAAAAGGAAGAAUCUCUCGGUAAAAGCUCAUACUCAUGCUACCUCCAUGCACUAAGUGAGAAGAGACAGACACAUGAGCAUAGUGUGCUACUUUUUGCUCAGAUUUGGAUCAUCUACCUCUACUGCAGUUCCAUUUAAGUAAGUUAUAUUUCAGCUCUGCAUCGGACAUGAUUAUAUCAAAUGAUUUUUAAUAUUCGGCCUGCAGAAUGGCUGGUGAUGGUCUUACUUGCAGUCAACCGGAAUCAUUCAACCAUCCUUUCGAAAUUGGAACGAAAUGAUAGGUUUCGUUGCUUGUGCAAGACAGUAGGGUACGAACAACAGCCAUGAUAGCUGCUAACGAUCCAACGAGGAGUAUGUACAUGAAACCGAAAGGAGAUCGGCAGCAAGAAGCCAAAGGAGUUUAGACAAGGCGCAGAAGAAGAUUGAGCCUUUUCCUUAUUCUGUCCUUUGAUCUCGCUUCGCAAAGUGACACUCCCUCAUGCCUCAUGCGGCAUGAGGCAGGCAUGGGGCAUGAGUCAUGCCUCAUGCCUGGAGUAAAAGAAUUCACUCUCCCGUGGCCCUCAAAUGUUUUCUGCGGUUCCAGUGGUCGCACGAGCUUCCAAAAGAAGUUCUCUUCUUUUGAAAGAAAGAGGAUGCAGCCUUGAGUUACAACGCGUGAGUGCUUUUUGAAACUCAGAGGACGAAGAAGAGGAAAGAGUCGGACAAGGGUAUUACGAGGGAAGUACAUCUCUCUAUCUCGGUUUGUUCAUCGUAUCAAUACCUAACAAAAGAUUCCAGGGUACGAAAGCUGUGGGCCAGAAGUGGGAAAUGGAAACGAGAACAUAUUCCAUCGUGGUUUCGAUGCGGUUUCUGUUCAAGGAAAAGUUUGAGUCUGAUGUAGAGGCUAAAGCAUCACAUUCAGAAGACUUUGCCAUAGCUCUGGCUUUCGACCUUCUCAUUUUCAUUAUCUUAAAUUGAAGCUUUAAGCAAGAUUGAGUGUCGCUUGUGCAUUGGAAUGGAUGUGCUUGUACCUCUUCUUUAUCAUCGUUUUGCCCCCAUAUAACUCCAAGUGAACCCAUUGGCGACGACCCGGGUUGUCACAAAACAUUUCUGUCGAUCAUGAAUUAAUUAAUAUUUUCAGCCAAUGACGAUGACGGAAUUUUUUUUCGCACUUUCGAGGGGAGCGGGCGGGAGCCAGUCACUUUUGUAGUGGCGCAAGAUGGACCAAGAUGAUGUGAGUAAAGGCGUAAACACGGAGGAGUCAGCGGAUCAUAUCAAUGUGUGUCAACUCGCAAUACUACGAUGACCAACCCUAAGGACAACUCGAUGAAAAGGGCGAUUGAGAUUCUCGGAGAAAACGCACUCUUGGAGAUCCAAUCGAACUAGGCUACAAUGAUACGAAUUACGGAGGAGAGGAAUGGGAGCAAGGAGAAGUCAUUGUAUUGGGAUUGAUGCAACAAGGAUGAUCUCACAAUGCCAUUCGAGCAAUACUUCUUGUUGGUGGCAGCCGAAUAUCUCGAUAGAGAAAGGUGCUAAAGGAGGCAAUCGAUACGUUGCACACUCGCCGACUGCCACAGGUUCCAGUACACGCUCUUACUGCAGAUGAUUUCAAUGCAUUCGUUGAAGAUUGCCAGACGUGGGAGCUCGAAGAUGACUUUCCUUGUUCUCAUCUACGACGAAUUUCCUUGUUCUCAUCGACGACCGCGACAGUAUAUCCUUGAACAGAAGAUGAUAUGGACGAAGCCCUGGACAAAAUAUUUGAUAAAGAUGAAUUCAAUGAAUCACCGAGUAAUUAGCUUUUUCCGAUGGACUCAAUAUGUCAAGUUGGAGUUUCCUAGAGUGCGAUUGUCAAGGACUGCAAAAGAUGACUAUGAUGCGUGCAUUCGCCUUGAUAUUCAACUUAGUCGGGACGAUAUCACGAAUGAAGAGAGCGAUCAUUAUAACAUGGACAAAACGAUGCAGCUCUCAGCAACGAUUGAUCAGCGACGGACAAUGUCGACGUUUGUCAAAGAUCUGAUGCUGCAGAACUUGACAUUGCCGACAUCACCAGGAACGUCAAUCAUGUGUUUUUCUAUGAUGAGCGCGGCCAGGGCAAAGGUGCUGACGCGCUAUGCAGACUUUGUCCGCUUCACCACCUUCGACUUCGUCUGAUGCGGCGGGAACGUGGCUAGACAGUGCCACAGAUUUUGUUGUUGACUCUUGAUAACUGUGUUGGUCAAAACAAAUCCAAGGUCGUGUUCAUGUUCUAUGCUGUGCUAUCGCUGCUGUUCUACGACAAGGUCGUACUUCAUUUUUCAUUCCAGAUCAUUCACAUAAUCUGGCUGAUCGCGUUAUUGCUUGGUGUCAGAACAAGAUGCGCGGCAUGAAUCUAUAUAGCCCUGGCGCUAUUGUCUCCGAGCUGAACAACAUCAAAUCUGUGAAAGUUGAUUUUUUGAUCAUGACGGCGACCGAUGAUCAAAAAAUCAAUCGCAAAAAAGGGCCAAAACGGCCCUUUUUUUGCGAAUGUACGCCUUUACUCUCGAAGUACUUCAAAUCGAUGCCGACGAACUACACGGGUAACUACUACUUUGAAAUUGAAAAGGGCGUAGUAAACAUGCGCCAUCUCGCAACAAUGUCUGAUGAUGAAGCUGUUUAGUUCCCAAUGAUUAUCCUUCCAAUGCUAAUGCUAUUCGUGGUGCGAUUAUUUCUGAUUUUUUUGGAUCGGACAUCAAGUCUAUUGAUGACGUUGAAACGAUUGACAACAUACGACUUCCCCAACCUGCGCCGACGACACUGCCGACUGCUGAUGCCCUUGAAACUCGGUUGAAGGCCACAUCGAAGAAGAAACUGGCGGUUGGAGUCGAGAAGCCGAAAACACGCGGCGUCGUACGCCCCAAGGAGCAAGCGAAGAUGCCUGGAGGCCAGACCACACUCUUCUCUUACUUCGCAAAAUAAUUUUUUUUAAAAAAAUCGAGAUUUUUGGCGCCACGACAAACGUCAUGCAAUGCAGUCUAGUGAAGCAAGUUUUAGGUCAAUCUGAAUAUUAUUGACAGAGUUAUUGAUGUUUUGCUAGACCCUGGUGUUUUUUGAGACCCGGGAUGUCGCCAAUAGGUUCAAGUGUUGGAACCUGGCCGUUGUGCCUGUAUUACAAAGCAGCUCCAGCUACAUAUCUCACGUAGCUGCUGGACCUGACAAUGGUUCAACAAUAUUGCGGGAUCAUGAGAACGUUCAUCACUCAGAAGGGUUAUACGCUGGGGAAUCACAAGACUUGGUAAAUUGUAUCAGGGCGUUCCAAUUGGCAGUUGCUCAGUUUCAUUGCUUCUUGUCAAGAGCAAUGUCACGUGCUGAAGAUGAUCAUAAUCCUGUUUGCCAUACCCUUUGAGUAGACAACCAUAGCGACAUCGAUGCAUCCUUUAUUAUCUUAAUCUUACAAUCCAGACGCCACGAAACAGUUUAUACUAAUUAAGUUUCAUUUAACAUAAAUUCGUUAAAUUGCAAUGUCGAAUAAAGAAUUGUAAAAUUAUAAACCG
This is a messenger RNA of Marchantia polymorpha subsp. ruderalis, 3736 nucleotides long. The record is from the annotation of a GenBank genome assembly. Lineage: Eukaryota; Viridiplantae; Streptophyta; Marchantiopsida; Marchantiales; Marchantiaceae.